Molecule: messenger RNA, 4266 nt
Organism: Ylistrum balloti
Lineage: Eukaryota; Metazoa; Mollusca; Bivalvia; Pectinida; Pectinidae
Product: L-asparaginase-like
Exons: 13
Coding region: 1-1896 (631 amino acids)
Biological process (GO): amino acid metabolic process
Molecular function (GO): asparaginase activity; protein binding
Source: RefSeq, a predicted model, not a curated record
AUGGAAGACGAUCUGUUUCAGCGGCGCAGUAAGCUUGCCACUGCAGGCGUCGCAGAAUCUGUUGAGCAGGAACAGGAGGCAAAAGUAUUAGUUUUAUACACUGGAGGGACGAUUGGCAUGAGAACAAACCGAAAUGGAGUGUAUGAACCAGAAGCAGAUUACCUUAUCCCCGAGCUUAAGAAGUUGCCAAUAUUCCAUGACAAAUCUUACGCUGAAGAGCAGCUUAUGGAAGAGGAAAAAGAUCUACUUGUAAUGCCGGUUAUGAGGAGUGGACGAAGGGUGAAAUAUCACAUAAAGGAAUAUAAUCCGCUGUUAGAUUCCAGUAACAUGAAUAUGAACGACUGGUCAAAGAUUGCCAAUGACAUUUCAACAUUCUACGAUGACUACGAUGGAUUUGUCAUCCUCCACGGAACUGACACGAUGGCAUACACAGCUUCGGCCUUGUCCUUCAUGUGUGAAAACCUUGGUAAACCUAUUGUUCUGACAGGAUCUCAGAUUCCAAUAUUUGAGGUGAGAAGUGACGGUAGAGACAACUUCCUGUCAGCCCUUGUGGUAGCAGGACAGUUUCUUAUACCAGAGGUGUUGGUUUUAUUUGGGAACAAAGUUUUGCGAGGUAACAGGACCAUAAAGAAUGACUCGGGCAGUUUUGAUGCUUUUAUAUCACCAAAUAUUGCAGCUAUAGCAGAUCUGGAGACAGACAUCACAGUUGACUGGGCCCAUGUUUUUCGAAGUGGUACCACAGAGAAGUUUCGUAUCCACAGCGAGAUGUGUCCAAAUGUGGGUCUGUUAAGACUUUUUCCAGGCAUUUCUGUACAGCUGGUGCGAUCAUUUCUCCAGCCACCAACACAAGGAGUUGUGCUACAAUCAUAUGGUGCAGGGAAUGCUCCUGAUAACCGUCCCGAGCUCCUGAAGGCCAUAGAGGAAGCUAUCAAUAUAGGAGUUAUAAUUGUUAAUAUAACACAGUGUACGCGUGGAUAUGUGGAUGCUGCCUAUGCGACAGGGAAGGCUCUGUACGAUAAAGGUGUGAUACCUGGAGGUGAUAUGACAGCAGAGGCAGCUCUCACUAAACUCUCUUAUGUACUCGGCAAAGCUAACUGGAGUAUUAAAACCAAGUCUAAGAUGAUGGAAAGAAAUUUGCGUGGAGAAGUACAGGCCAUUCGCAAGGAAGACAUUUCCUUACAAGACUUUGAGUUGAUAGACAGUGUAGCUAAGGCACUCAGCAUUAGCACUAAAGAGGAAACAAUAAAACUGCGAGAGGCGCUAUAUCCUAACUUGAUGUGUGCUGCUGCCAAAAGUAACGACGUCCAAGCCCUGGAAAGACUCAGGAACACAGGUGGCAAUUUAUCAGCUGGAAAUCAAGAUGGCCGAACAGCAUUACAUGUGGCUGCUAGAGAAGGUCACCAUGCUGUAGUACAGUACCUGCUCCAUCAUGGGGCCACAGUCUACUCUAAGGACCAGCACGACCAUACUCCACUCAAUGAUGCCAUUAUCAGUAAACACCACCAGAUCAUCACUCUACUAGUCAGGACAGGUGCUCACCUCACCAUGCAUCCCAUCCGCAUUGCCAUGGAGCUCUGCAGUGCUGCAGCUAGGGAUGAAGUUAGCACACUACAGGCUUGGAAGUUAGCAGGAGCUGACCUAAACGUGUCUGAUUACGAUAAAAGGACACCGCUACAUGUGGCAGUGAGUACAAAGAAGAUGUCUGCUGUGCGUUACUUGUUAGGAAACGAUGCUAGGUGGGACACAAAGGACAUUUUUGAAAACACAGCAGAGAUGCAAGCCAAAAAACCUGGAUAUGAGGAAAUCCAUGAGCUUAUACAGCAAAAGAUUCGUGAAGAGAAAAGCGGAAUUCCAGAUUCUGAAGAUCUGCAACAAGCACAAAUCAAACAUGACUAGAAUAUAGAAAAAGAUAUUAUAGAAUUGCUCUCAUCUGCCAAAACAAACAAAAGACGUACAUGUCUAACAUGUGCGACACACAUUUCAUAGAGGUAUCUAGACCAUUCCAAAAACCAGCCCAUCAUCAUCUAAUACUAUCUUAAAUUUCAUUUGUAUAUACCCUUUGGUUCAUAGCUUUGAUUUGAUUUUUUUUUGUGAUUUAUGGAAAAAUCUAAAUAGCUGACAAAAGGGCAAAUAAAAAACUGAAGAGAAAGAAAGGGAGAUAAUUUGAUAUAGAAGCAAUACAUAUCAUACCAGGGUGGAAAUGCAGAAACGUCAGGAGUGAUAUCCUGCUAUUUCAUUCUAUUGUGAUAUUUUUAUGUAACAUUGUCUCAGGGAAGUAAGUAAUAUUGUAGUAAACUGCUUGUUGUUUGAAGUAUGUACAGUUGACCUGCGAUAACCUAGAUGCCGAUAGUCCUGAAAUUACAUUCUGGACGAAAACAUUAUGGAACGGGUUUUCAGCAGGCUGCUUGAUGUUUGAAGUAUGUACAUGUAUAUGGGGUGUUAUACUUUUUCUCUUUGAUAAUUUUGAUAGAUAAAAAUAUGUUUCUUUUUCUUGUCAGCAGAAGCUUUUAUUUUUGUUACAUCUACCAGGUCAGUUUUGAAUAAUAUCCCAGGUAAAAGCUGACAGAAAGAGUCUAUCAAUAUGAUAAGGCUAGAUGUAUAAUAUUAUAAGCAGGUUAACUUGUUGUUAACCUGAAGUAUGUCAGACAAAUUUGUGUUACAGUAUUCUGAAUCAAUUGUGAUCUUAUAAUGAUUAGUCAAAGUAAUUUGCAACGGUAUAUAAACCAUAACUAAUGGUAUACCAUCCAAAAAUUUCUCUUUUGUGUGAAAACCCCGUAUAGUAAUUGUUAACAUGAUCUCACUGACCAUGUGACCUAAACUGAUUUUAAACCAUGGAUUGUUCUCCCAAAUUUGUCUAUUUACAACCUAAAUUAGUCAGAAUUUCCAUUUUGAAAAAUGAGAAGUCAGUAAAAAUACAAAAAUGUCUAUUUUAUUUCGGGUAUGAUUUUCAUCUUGUUAUGUCAGCAACACCAUAUAGAAAUACAGUGUAUAUUGUUAAAGGUCAAGGAUAGAGCUUUCGACAAACUGUCUGCUAACCUUAAUAUCCUAUGUAAAAGGUCAAGGAUAGACCUUGUGACAAACUGUCUGCUAUCCUUCUAUAUACCCUAGAUUAAAGGUCAAGGGUAGACCUUUUGACAAAUUAUCUGCUAACCUUCUACAUACCCUAUGUUAAAGGUCAAGGUUAGACCUUGUACCAAAUUGUCUACUAACCUACUACAUACCCUAUGUUAAAGGUCAAGGUUAGACCUUGUACCAAAUUGUCUACCAACCUACUACAUACCCUAUGUUAAAGGUCAAGGUUAGACCUUGUACCAAAUUGUCUACUAACCUACUACAUACCCUAUGUUAAAGGUCAAGGUUAGACCUUGUACCAAAUUGUCUACCAACCUACUACAUACCCUUUGAUUCCUUUUUUGGAAAAAUGCAAAAAUGAAUUUAUACAAAAAAGUAUACAGACCUCUGCUUUAGACAACUGAGAUGACUUGUUCAUGCACUUCAAAUUGUAGUAAUUUUCGGCAAACUAUGAAUUUUCUCCUCUUGUGGAAACUCUAAGUAACCAAACAUUGUAUACAGUAUCGGGCACAUAAGAAAUUUACUUCUCUUUGUAUGAAAAUCAUCGAUUGGUGAACAUCUAGGAUUUUUUAUAUCAAACUUGCAUCAUUAUCUUGACACAUUGUACAGGUAUAUGUACUAUAUCUAGUGCAACCAACUUUUCACUGCUGUUGAUAAGAAGAUUCACGCAUGAUAGAUUUAAACACAAUUUUUGUUUGCAUAUCUUGAUUUUGGAUAAAAAUGUAUUCAUGUUGAUUAAACACUAUUUACCUUUCGGAUACUGUUGACAUUUGUAUCACUAUUUUGAAUGAAAAUGUUGGUAUGUGUGUCUUAAUUUGAAAUGAGAAUGUAGAAUUAUAUGGUUAGUUUGAAUGAAAUUGUUGACUGAUAAUGAAUGGUAAAUUGUGUAUUUCUUUUUUUUUUAAUGGAGGAAUUUUGACCUGUUUUUUAUUACAAAUGAGUUAAUUGGACGAGAUGAAAUGACGAGAGCUGAUUAUAAUGAAUCAUGAUGUCAAAACAUAAAUCAAAUAUUCAUCUUACAGGAGACAGCAUUCAAAUUGUUUGAGUAGGAGACUGUCAGUAGAUACUUUGUUUCUUAUGUGAGGACUUUCAUGUAAUCUUUAUGGGUGACAAAAGUGUGUUAAAAUUAUUGCUGUAUUUGUAUUUGAUUUCUUUGAUUCAACACUGAUUAAAAUUGAUUUUUUUAUUUUAAUC